UCUUCUCUCCUUGUCUCUCUCUCUGUCUGACUUGCUAAUCUCAGGUCCCCAGCAGACUUGUGCUCCUCCCUCCUCUCCCGUAGACUCUUUUGAGGAGAAGCCAAGGUAUAGCCAUGGGUGAUGCUGAGAUGGCUGCAUUUGGGGCAGCCGCCCCCUUCCUUCGCAAGUCGGAGAAGGAGCGGCUAGAGGCACAAACCCGGGCCUUUGACCUCAAGAAGGAUGUCUUUGUGCCUGAUGACAAGGAAGAGUUUGUCAAAGCCAAAAUUCUGUCUCGGGAGGGGAACAAAGUCACCGCUGAGACUGAGCAUGGCAAGACGGUGACAGUGAAAGAAGACCAGGUCAUGCAGCAGAACCCACCCAAGUUUGACAAGAUUGAGGAUAUGGCUAUGCUGACCUUCCUGCAUGAGCCUGCAGUGCUGUACAACCUCAAGGAGCGCUAUGCCUCCUGGAUGAUCUAUACCUACUCUGGCCUCUUCUGUGUCACUGUCAACCCCUACAAGUGGCUGCCAGUAUACAACGCAGAGGUGGUCGCUGCCUACAGGGGCAAAAAGAGGAGUGAAGCUCCGCCCCACAUCUUCUCCAUUUCUGACAAUGCCUAUCAGUACAUGCUGACAGAUAGAGAAAAUCAGUCUAUCCUCAUCACUGGAGAAUCUGGGGCAGGGAAGACUGUCAACACCAAGAGAGUCAUCCAGUAUUUUGCAGUCAUUGCGGCCAUUGGAGACCGAAGCAAGAAGGAGCAGACCCCAGGAAAGGGUACCCUGGAGGACCAGAUCAUCCAAGCCAACCCUGCCCUAGAGGCUUUUGGCAAUGCUAAGACUGUGAGGAAUGACAAUUCUUCCCGCUUUGGCAAAUUCAUUCGAAUCCACUUUGGGGCAACAGGGAAGCUAGCAUCAGCUGACAUUGAGACCUACCUCCUGGAGAAGUCCCGUGUUAUCUUCCAGCUCAAAGCAGAGAGAGAUUAUCACAUCUUCUACCAGAUCCUGUCCAACAAGAAGCCAGAGCUGUUGGACAUGCUGCUGAUUACCAACAACCCCUAUGACUAUGCGUUCAUCUCUCAGGGAGAGACCACUGUGGCUUCCAUAGAUGACUCUGAAGAGCUCAUGGCCACUGACAAUGCCUUUGAUGUGCUGGGCUUCACUUCUGAAGAGAAGAACUCCAUGUACAAGCUAACAGGAGCCAUUAUGCACUUCGGGAACAUGAAAUUUAAGCAGAAGCAGAGAGAGGAGCAGGCUGAACCGGAUGGCACCGAAGAGGCUGACAAAUCAGCCUACCUUAUGGGCCUGAACUCAGCUGACCUCCUGAAGGGGUUGUGCCACCCAAGGGUGAAGGUGGGCAAUGAAUAUGUCACCAAGGGGCAGAAUGUCCAGCAGGUGGCAUAUGCCACUGGUGCUCUUGCCAAGGCCGUCUAUGAGAAGAUGUUCAACUGGAUGGUGACAAGGAUCAAUGCCACGCUGGAAACCAAGCAGCCGCGCCAGUACUUCAUUGGUGUCCUGGACAUUGCUGGCUUUGAGAUCUUUGAUUUCAACAGCUUUGAACAGCUCUGCAUCAACUUCACCAAUGAGAAACUGCAACAGUUUUUCAAUCACCACAUGUUCGUGCUGGAGCAGGAGGAAUACAAGAAAGAGGGCAUUGAGUGGGAGUUCAUUGACUUUGGCAUGGACCUGCAGGCCUGCAUCGACCUCAUUGAGAAGCCCAUGGGCAUAAUGUCCAUCCUAGAGGAGGAGUGCAUGUUCCCCAAGGCCACCGACAUGACCUUCAAGGCCAAACUCUUCGACAACCACUUGGGCAAGUCCAGCAACUUCCAGAAGCCCCGUAACAUCAAAGGGAGGCCGGAGGCCCACUUUGCCCUGAUCCACUACGCCGGCACCGUGGACUAUAACAUCCUGGGCUGGCUGCAGAAGAACAAGGACCCACUCAAUGAGACUGUGGUGGCCCUCUACCAGAAGUCUUCUCUCAAGCUGCUCAGCAACCUAUUCGCCAACUACGCUGGGGCUGACGCACCUGUUGAGAAGGGCAAAGGCAAAGCCAAGAAGGGCUCUUCUUUCCAGACCGUGUCUGCCCUGCACAGGGAGAACCUGAACAAACUCAUGACCAACCUCCGUUCUACUCAUCCCCACUUUGUGCGUUGCAUCAUUCCCAAUGAGACCAAGUCUCCAGGUGUGAUAGACAACCCCCUGGUAAUGCACCAGCUACGCUGUAAUGGGGUGCUUGAGGGGAUCCGAAUCUGUAGGAAGGGAUUCCCCAACCGCAUUCUCUAUGGGGACUUCCGACAGAGGUAUCGGAUCCUGAACCCAGCGGCUAUCCCUGAGGGCCAGUUCAUCGACAGCAGGAAGGGGGCAGAGAAGCUGCUUGGCUCCCUGGACAUUGACCACAACCAGUACAAGUUUGGUCACACCAAGGUGUUUUUCAAAGCUGGGCUGCUGGGUCUUCUGGAGGAGAUGAGAGAUGAGAGACUUUCCCGUAUCAUCACCCGGAUCCAGGCCCAAUCCAGAGGUGUUCUAUCUCGUAUGGAAUUCAAGAAGAUCCUGGAAAGAAGAGACUCCUUGUUGAUAAUUCAGUGGAAUAUUCGAGCUUUCAUGAGUGUCAAGAAUUGGCCCUGGAUGAAGCUUUUCUUCAAGAUUAAGCCAUUGCUAAAGAGUGCAGAGACAGAGAAGGAGAUGGCCACCAUGAAGGAAGAAUUUGCGAAGCUCAAGGAAGCCCUGGAGAAGUCAGAGGCAAGACGUAAGGAACUGGAAGAGAAGAUGGUGUCUUUGCUGCAGGAGAAAAAUGAUCUACAGCUACAAGUCCAGGCGGAACAAGACAACCUGGCAGAUGCAGAAGAGCGCUGUGACCAGCUGAUCAAAAACAAAAUCCAGCUGGAGGCCAAAGUGAAGGAGCAGAUGGAACGCCUGGAGGAUGAGGAAGAGAUGAAUGCUGAGCUCACAGCCAAGAAGCGAAAGCUGGAGGAUGAGUGCUCAGAGCUCAAGAGGGACAUUGAUGAUCUGGAGCUGACCCUGGCCAAGGUGGAGAAGGAGAAGCACGCAACGGAGAACAAGGUCAAGAACUUAACAGAAGAAAUGGCUGGGCUGGAUGAGAUCAUUGUCAAGCUGACCAAGGAAAAGAAGGCCCUACAGGAAGCCCACCAGCAAGCACUGGAUGACCUACAGGCUGAGGAGGACAAGGUCAACACCCUAACUAAAGCCAAGGUCAAGCUGGAACAGCAAGUGGAUGAUCUGGAGGGAUCCCUGGAACAGGAGAAGAAGAUUCGGAUGGACCUAGAGCGGGCAAAGCGAAAGCUAGAAGGUGACCUGAAACUGACUCAGGAGAGCAUCAUGGACCUGGAAAAUGAUAAGCAGCAGUUGGAUGAGCGGCUGAAAAAGAAGGACUUUGAACUGAAUGCUCUCAAUGCAAGAAUUGAGGAUGAGCAAGCUCUGGGCAGCCAACUGCAGAAGAAACUCAAAGAGCUACAGGCUCGAAUUGAGGAGCUGGAGGAGGAGCUGGAAGCAGAGAGGACAGCCAGGGCCAAGGUAGAGAAGCUGCGCUCUGACUUAUCCAGGGAACUGGAGGAGAUCAGCGAGAGGCUGGAGGAGGCCGGCGGGGCCACUUCUGUCCAGAUCGAGAUGAACAAGAAGAGGGAGGCUGAAUUCCAGAAGAUGCGGAGGGACCUGGAAGAGGCCACGCUGCAGCACGAGGCCACAGCGGCCGCCCUGCGUAAGAAGCACGCAGACAGCGUGGCUGAGCUGGGAGAGCAGAUCGACAACCUGCAGAGGGUCAAGCAGAAGCUGGAGAAGGAGAAGAGCGAGUUCAAGCUGGAGCUGGAUGAUGUCACCUCCAACAUGGAGCAGAUCAUCAAGGCCAAGGCUAACUUGGAGAAGAUGUGCCGAACCCUAGAAGACCAAAUGAACGAGCAUCGCAGCAAGGCAGAGGAGACACAGCGUUCUGUCAAUGACCUCACCAGCCAAAGGGCCAAGUUACAGACGGAAAAUGGUGAGCUGUCCCGCCAGCUGGAUGAGAAGGAGGCUCUGAUCUCCCAGCUGACCCGAGGCAAGCUCACCUACACACAGCAAAUGGAAGAUCUCAAGAGGCAGCUGGAAGAGGAGGUCAAGGCAAAGAAUGCCCUGGCACAUGCCCUACAGUCAGCCCGCCAUGACUGUGACCUCCUGAGGGAGCAGUAUGAGGAGGAGACUGAGGCCAAGGCAGAGCUACAGCGUGUGCUGUCCAAAGCCAACUCAGAGGUGGCACAAUGGAGGACCAAGUAUGAGACAGACGCUAUCCAGAGGACUGAAGAGCUGGAGGAGGCCAAGAAGAAGCUGGCCCAGAGGCUACAGGAUGCAGAGGAGGCCGUGGAGGCUGUGAAUGCCAAGUGCGCAUCCCUAGAGAAGACCAAGCACCGACUGCAGAAUGAAAUUGAGGACCUGAUGGUGGAUGUGGAACGGUCCAAUGCUGCUGCUGCUGCUCUGGACAAGAAACAGAGGAACUUUGACAAGAUCCUUGCCGAGUGGAAGCAGAAAUAUGAGGAGUCUCAGUCGGAGCUAGAAUCAUCUCAGAAGGAGGCUCGUUCCCUCAGCACCGAGCUCUUCAAGCUGAAGAAUGCCUAUGAGGAAUCCCUGGAGCAUCUGGAGACUUUCAAGAGGGAGAACAAGAACCUCCAAGAGGAGAUCUCAGACCUGACAGAGCAGUUGGGCUCCAGCGGGAAGAGUAUCCACGAGCUGGAGAAGAUCCGGAAACAGCUAGAGGCAGAGAAGCUGGAACUGCAGUCAGCCCUGGAGGAAGCAGAGGCCUCCUUGGAGCACGAGGAGGGGAAGAUCCUCCGGGCACAGCUGGAGUUCAACCAGAUCAAGGCAGAGAUUGAACGGAAGUUGGCAGAGAAAGAUGAGGAGAUGGAGCAGGCCAAGCGCAACCACCUACGGGUGGUGGACUCCCUGCAGACCUCUCUGGAUGCUGAGACCCGCAGCCGGAACGAGGCCCUUCGGGUGAAGAAGAAGAUGGAGGGAGACCUCAACGAGAUGGAGAUCCAGCUCAGCCACGCUAAUCGCAUAGCUGCUGAGGCCCAGAAGCAAGUCAAGACCCUACAGGGCUUGCUUAAGGACACCCAGAUCCAACUGGACGAUGCAGUCCGGGCCAAUGAUGACCUAAAGGAGAACAUCGCCAUCGUGGAACGCCGUAACAACCUGCUCCAGGCAGAGCUUGAGGAGCUACGGGCCGUGGUGGAGCAGACAGAAAGGGCCCGGAAGCUGGCUGAACAGGAACUCAUCGAGACCAGCGAGCGGGUGCAGCUGCUCCACUCCCAGAACACCAGCUUAAUCAACCAGAAGAAGAAGAUGGAUGCAGACCUGUCUCAGCUCCAGACAGAAGUGGAGGAGGCCGUGCAGGAGUGCAGGAAUGCUGAGGAGAAGGCCAAGAAGGCCAUCACUGACGCAGCCAUGAUGGCUGAGGAGCUGAAGAAGGAGCAGGACACCAGUGCCCACCUGGAGAGGAUGAAGAAGAACAUGGAGCAGACCAUCAAGGACCUGCAGCACCGGCUGGAUGAGGCUGAGCAGAUUGCCCUCAAGGGCGGCAAGAAGCAGCUGCAAAAGCUCGAGGCCCGGGUGCGGGAGCUGGAGAACGAGCUCGAGUCGGAGCAGAAACGGAACGCCGAGUCGGUCAAGGGCAUGAGGAAAUGUGAGAGGCGCAUCAAGGAGCUCACCUACCAGACAGAGGAAGACAGGAAGAACCUGCUUCGGCUUCAGGAUCUGGUGGACAAGUUACAGCUGAAGGUCAAGGCCUAUAAGCGGCAGGCAGAGGAAGCGGAGGAACAAGCCAAUACCAACCUGUCCAAGUUCCGGAAGGUCCAACACGAGCUUGAUGAGGCUGAGGAACGGGCUGACAUUGCUGAGUCGCAGGUCAACAAGCUUCGAGCCAAGAGCCGUGACAUUGGUGCCAAGAGUGCACCAUAAGUUCCAUCGAAGCCCAGAACCAGACCCUUCUCCCAUAAUCCUGGUCCCUGGUUUCCUUCCCUCAGAACUGACUCGGACUUUGUUUCCUUUCAGAAGGGCUUGAAUGAGGAGUAGCCAGGCCACAAUGUCCUGCACUGACCUGGAGGUGCAAUUAUGGGCCUUCUUAACUCCAUGGUCCCUGUACAAUAGACCCUGCCUAGGAAAUAGAAUAAAAAAUUCUCCUAGAAGCUAA
This is a messenger RNA of Trichosurus vulpecula (common brushtail), 6147 nucleotides long. RefSeq names its product myosin-7. Gene Ontology annotation, molecular function: actin filament binding; ATP binding; cytoskeletal motor activity. Gene Ontology annotation, cellular component: myosin complex. The record is from RefSeq and is a predicted model, not a curated record. NCBI's taxonomy places the organism in Eukaryota, Metazoa, Chordata, Mammalia, Diprotodontia, Phalangeridae. The coding region runs from base 114 to 5915 and encodes 1933 amino acids. The transcript has 40 exons.